Funneliformis mosseae is the source of this 295-nucleotide messenger RNA. The record is from the annotation of a GenBank genome assembly. NCBI's taxonomy places the organism in Eukaryota, Fungi, Glomeromycota, Glomeromycetes, Glomerales, Glomeraceae.
CGGAAUUCCUCCAUUUAAAAAUUUUACUAGUAAAUGUGAUCAGGAUUUACUUUAUUUUAAUAUCCCUAAAGGAUACCGUGAAAAUACUAUAGAAGGCACGCCUGAAGAUUAUAAGGAACUUUAUGAAAAAUGUUGGAAUUCUAUACCCGAAAAAAGACCGAAUGAAGAUAAUUCAACUUAUGAGUAUUCGACUCCUAUAGAAACCGAAAUAAAUAUUAAAAAUAUUUCGGCUGAAGAACAAACCAAUGAAUUAAAUCAACUUUUAGAUACGCAUGAUGAUUUAAUUAUUCCAUAA